UGGCCCGCGUAAGGAAGCGGCGCUGCGGCCACACAGGGCUGUGACCGAUUAAUGAAGGGAUCGCCGGCGCGGCCGUUGCCGGGCGACGGGCGGGACCGCGGCGGGGCCGGGCCCGGGGCUCUCGGAGGGCAGGACGGCGGCCUCGGGCACCGCGAAGCGGCUGCGAGACGCCGCCGCCAUGUCGGGGGCAGGCGCGGCCGACCGGGUGGUGCAGAAUGAGCUGCAGGAAGCGAUUUCUGCUCAUGCAUCAAGUGAGCAAACAGAUGAAUACUCGGACGACUUUGAGAGUGAUGAAGAUGGCAUGUUAAAUGGUAUUGAUGAAGAACUUACUGAAGGUAAUUCAGGUGCUGCAAGCACUGGUAAAUCCGUUGUUGUUGAGAGUCCUCUCUUGAAUGAUGAUGCUUCACAAAAACUAGCAGAUUUGGAAAAUGAAGCUGCUGAUGACUUGACUUUAUCCUUUCAUGAAAAGAAACUUAAGAAAAUAAUGGUUUUAGAAGGUGAUAAUAUACCAGAUGACAGAAAAGAUGGUAAAGAAGAAUGUUUGGAAGGUCAAAAUGAGGGUAAUGACAGAAAAAAUAAUGAAGUGCUUUCAGCUGCUGAAGAAGUACCCUGUGAUAAUAGUGAAAGUGAUGACUUGCCUAUUCAUGAACUACAUAAAAAAAGAACUCAAGAGGAAAAGCAACCAACAGCAAAACCACGGCUGCACAAACAAAGAAAUGCUUCAGCAUCAGAUCAAGAUCAGAAGACUGUCAACACCAGUGACUUGAAACUGGAGGACAACAAUAGAAAAUCUCCUUCUGUGAUAGAACAAAUGAUGACCACAGUGUAUGAGAAGACAAGGGAAUUGGAGAACCCAACAGCUGACAGUUCAGAUGGAACAGUGAAAAUAGCAGAAGGGCAAAUAAUAACUGAUACAAUGCAGGAGAUAUCAAUGAAUGGUCAAUCUGAACAUAGGGAGGCAAAGAAUGCAUCAAAGAGCUCUGUCAAGAAGCCAAGUGAAACAAAGGAGAGUGUUCUACAAGACUCAAAGGCUUCUUUAUCUGACAGGUCUCCAUCUUCUGUACACCUAAAAACAAAGGUGAAGGCUGUUCCAUCAGCUACACCUGUUUUAUCUCAAUGUCUGGGAACAUUAAACCUGUUGGAGAAUAAAUGCGUGGAGAAGAAAAGAACAGAAUUUGACAAAGCAGAUAAUUUAAGAGCAGCUGUUUUUCAGAAUUGGUUGGAAAAGAAAAAGCUCUUUCUAAUGGAAUUAAAGAGAACUGAAAAGGAGAAAGCUGAAAAUCUCAGAAACGAUACUGAAAAGAAAGAAGCACUUAGAAGAGAGGAAUCAAUUGCAUGUUUUGAAGCCUGGAAAGAAAAGAAAGCAAGAGAAGCAAAAAAGUUAAGUGAAAAAAAGAAGCUUGAGGAAAAAACCCCAGCAGAACAGAAUAAAGAGAAAACAGAAGCAGCACAGGCAUUCAAAAGAUGGAAAGAAAAAAAAGUGGAAUAUUUAAGAGAGCAAAGCAGAAAGGAAAAAGAAUCUGAAAGAAUCAGGAAGGAGAAAGAAGAGGAACUGAUUGCAGAGAAGAGGAGAAUCAGCAUAUCAGCAGUUGAAAAAUGGAAUGAAAAGAAGGAAGAAUAUAUAAAAAAGAAGAAAGUAGAAAAAUUCCUAGAGAGGAAAAAGCAAGAAAUGCAACAGGCAAAGAAGGAAGAAAAAAAUGAAAAGGCUAUGGAGGAGUAUGAAAGAUGGCUGAAAGGCCAGACGGUGGCAACAUUGCAUAGCUUGUCCUCCAGAAUUCGUGAGCAAAAUGAUGGUAAAAGGCAACCAUCUCUGAAGGGCCAACUCACCACAGCACAAAACCUGCAAAGCCAAACAGCAUCCCUGGCUGCAACAGUGAGUGCAUGUACAUUCAAGGAAGCAUUGAAAGUGGAGACUUGUAUACCUACAGCUAGAAAACAAAGAGAGGAGAGAGGAGCUUGAGAAGAAGCAAAGGAAGUUGCAGUCUGUCCAUGGGAAUGAAAUGAGUCCUCCCUGGAGGCCACCUGGCAAAGUCACAUAUUCAGGGAAUUACUGAGAAGUUUAUUGCCUUGUGGAAGAAAACAUAGUCCACAAAGUUCUGACAAUGGCUAGUCGCUAUUUCAUUAACAGUUGAUUUUCACUGGAUCCAUUGUAGGUGUUACAUUCUUUCUUUUUAGUUUAUUUGAUCUCUACAGUUUAAAUAAAUCACUUGUCUCUUUCCA
Messenger RNA from Pseudopipra pipra, 2220 nucleotides. It is a transcript of the gene MAP9, whose product is annotated as microtubule associated protein 9. The coding region runs from base 179 to 1960 and encodes 593 amino acids. The transcript is spliced from 13 exons. NCBI's taxonomy places the organism in Eukaryota, Metazoa, Chordata, Aves, Passeriformes, Pipridae. The record is from RefSeq and is a predicted model, not a curated record. Gene Ontology annotation, biological process: mitotic spindle assembly; mitotic cytokinesis; regulation of mitotic cytokinesis. Gene Ontology annotation, cellular component: astral microtubule. Gene Ontology annotation, molecular function: microtubule binding.